Suillus subaureus is the source of this 801-nucleotide messenger RNA. RefSeq lists its product as uncharacterized. The coding region runs from base 1 to 801 and encodes 266 amino acids. Lineage: Eukaryota; Fungi; Basidiomycota; Agaricomycetes; Boletales; Suillaceae. The transcript is spliced from 6 exons. The record is from RefSeq and is a predicted model, not a curated record.
AUGAACUUCACGAAUAUCAAUGAUCCUGCAGGUAUCAAAGCUCUGCUCGAGCAACUGAGAUCGUCACAGGCCUGGCAAGAGAGUAUCGGUGGCGGCGCUGACCCCAAUGGCGUGGCGAAGAACCCACCGCCAACUUCAAUCGUACCUCCUCUGACACAACCACCCGCCACCACGAGCGAUGCAUCUAAACCGUCGUCCUCAGUGGCCGAUUUGCUUUCCCAACUUAAUUCAUCCAAACAUAAAAUUGUAUCAAGGCCCCCACCUGAACCUUCGACUUCGCGUUUUACUUCCCUGCCACUUUCACAAGUGGCUAGCCACCGCUCCACCGCUCAGCCUCCAGAGGACUCGACUCAUCAUGCUUUCAUGCACGGGGAGGACCUCCACAUGAUGUCGUUUCAGCAGGCCUUGCCCCAUCUCACACGAUUGGCGGAAAGUGCAGACUUUGUUGCUGCCGUAGCUCGUUUACGAGAAGAGCAGAAGGACUUGGAGAGACAGCUGUGGGAAGAGCGACUCGCUAUACAUAGGAAACACGAGAAUAAAGUCAAGGUUACGCAGACCAAAGCCGCGUUGAUUGGCGGAGGAAUAUCCCAGCAUGAGGCGGAUAUGCUGAACGAUGCAUUUCGGAAAGAGCUGCAAAAAUUUGAUGCGGAACGCGUGCUUUUCGCAUGGGACGGUCUCUUGCAGAAGCAACAGUCUACACUGGAAGGCCUCGGAGUACCAACUAUGUUCCCUUCUGAUUUGCGAGCCGAUAGAGAGAAACAACAGAGAGUAGUUCAAGUCUUGGAAGGUAUAGUGGGGUAA